Messenger RNA from Theobroma umbraticum, 1233 nucleotides. RefSeq names its product Mitochondrial transcription termination factor family protein. Lineage: Eukaryota; Viridiplantae; Streptophyta; Magnoliopsida; Malvales; Malvaceae. Gene Ontology annotation, biological process: regulation of DNA-templated transcription. Gene Ontology annotation, molecular function: double-stranded DNA binding. The record is from RefSeq and is a predicted model, not a curated record.
CUCGACAGAUCAAGAGGAAGUAAGAAAAGAUCCUUAUCUCUCCAAAGCCCACAAGUAACGACCACACAAAUUUGCUGUUGGUUUUCACCUUUUUUUCCCGCUAUCCUCGCAAAGUAAGGAAAACAGAGCACAAUGCUGCUUCCAUCUCUCCAACUCCCAACACCCAAAACCCCGACUCCCCUUUACCUCAAAUUCCGCACUUCUCACCGUGAAAACAUUCGCUACCUGAAAGCUAUAGGCAUUAUCGACCCAAACGCCAAGGCCCGCAACCUCCCAUCCCCUCAAACCGUCGACCAAGUCCUUGCCACCAUCAACUUCCUCAAGUCCAAGGGUAUCCAUGACCAAGACUUCUCCCGCCUCGCCUUCCUUUGUCCCCAGGUCUUCUCCACCAACUUUGAUACCUCUGAAAUCGAACCUGUUUUUGAUUUCUUGAUCACUGACUUGGAUGCUUCUGUCGAAGAAUCUCGCGGCUUGGUCGUUAACUGUCCCGACCUCUUGUUUUCGAACGUUGAAUAUUGUUUGAGGCCUACCCUUGAGUAUCUCAGGGCACUAGGGGUGGAGAAACUGAACGAGCCAAGCAAGCAGAAGGCUUUUCUGUUGAAUACCAGGGUGGAGAGGCUAAAGGUCAAGAUCAGGUUCUUGAGGAGCAUAGGGUUAAGAUACGAAGAGGCAGCGAGUUUCUGUGCUAGAAUGCCGUCAAUAUUUGGGUACAAUAUCGAUGAUAACUUGAGGCCUAAGUAUGAGUUCUUGGUGGGAGAAAUGGAGAGGAGUUUGGAGGAGUUGAAGGAGUUUCCACAGUAUUUUGGGUUCAGUUUGCAUAAGAGGAUAGCACCCAGGCAUUGGCAUUUGAAGCAGAGGAAUGUUAGGAUCAAGUUAAAUAGGAUGCUGUUAUGGGGUGAUGAAAGGUUUUACUCAAAAUGGAAGUGAAAUUUGGAGUAAUAAUUUUAAUCAUAUAUUCUUAUACCCUUUCUUUUCUUCCUUUUCGGUGUUUGGGCAUUUUACCCAAAAAAUAAAAACACAAACAAGGGGUUUGUAACUUUAUGUAUAGGAAAAAUGAAGGGGGCUCGAUUGGCUCAUGGCGGUCAAUGAAGAUGAAAUUUGGUCUUCACAUCUAUCUUCCUUCCCAUUACCAUCUUUCUGGGUUUCACAAUUUUGGCUACAGUUAACUUGAAUGCAUAACAAGCAAAGAUAUGCAUUUUGCAUUUGCCAGAAAAAAUCUGAACUAGGGAGCUG